AAGGAGCAACAUUAAAACCAGAGAAACUUUCAGCUGAAACUUUGUCUUUUCUCUGACCACAGCUCGGACUGUACCAACCAGACACACCAAAGAGAGAACAGCUGCAAAGAUGGGAAGGCGGAGAUUCUCAGGGUUGGAGAUCACCCUGAUGGUGAUGUUUGUCCUGAUCGGGGUUGUUUCUAUUGCGCUGAUUGUCCUGCUGGCCACUGGUGAACCUGCGACCGUCAAAGAGGAUAAUUUUGAGCCAGAAUGUCCGAACAUCGCGACGGCAGAGAGAGUGGACUGUCACCCGGAACCUGGAGCCUCCCAGCUUCGAUGCCAGCAAAGAGGCUGCUGCUGGAAUCCGCUGGACCAGACCAACGUCCCCUGGUGCUACUUCCCCAGGAACCAUGGCUACACCGUGAUCAGCGAGAAACGCCUCGACAGCAGAAAUGUGCAGGUCUCCUUGAAAAGAAUGGACUCACCCUCUCUGUAUGGAGCAGACAUUGUGGAUCUGUCCUUCACUGCUGAGAUGCAGACAGAAAAUCGCCUUCGAUUCAAGAUCACCAAUUUAAAGAACGACAGGUUUGAAGUCCCCCACGAACACAUCAAAUCUCUGACCAGCUCCCCUAACGGACCCCUGAACUACGAACUAGAAGUCGUCCAUAAUCCAUUUGGAGUCAGAGUCCGCAGAGCGUCCAACAAAAAAAUCCUCUUUGACACCACCGUGGGUCCACUGGUAUUUGAUGAUCAGUAUCUGCAGCUCUCGGCCAAGCUGGGCUCAGACAACAUCUACGGCCUGGGCGAACACGUCCACCAGAACUUCCGCCACGACCUCAACUGGAGGACCUGGCCCAUCUUUAGCAGAGAUUCUUUUCCCAAUGGAGGCACCCACAACCUGUACGGCCACUAUCCCUACUUCACAUGCUUGGAGGACAGCGAGGGCAAAUCCUUCGGCGUGUUCCUGAUGAACAGCAACGCUAUGGAAGUGACUCUUCAGCCGGCCCCUGCUAUAACCUACAGGACGAUUGGAGGAGUGCUGGACUUCUACAUUAUGCUCGCAGACACACCAGAGGCCAUAACACAGGAGUUCACAGAGCUUGUUGGCAGGCCAACCAUCCCCCCAUACUGGGCCCUGGGCUUUCAGCUCUCUCGCUGGGACUAUGGCAGCCUGGACGAAGUGAAGAGAACAGUGGAGAGGAAUCGCGCCAUUGGCAUCCCUUACGACACCCAGUACACCGAUAUCGACUACAUGGAGAACCAGAAGGACUUCACGUAUGACUUGGUGAAUUUCAAGGACCUGCCUCAGUUCGCUGACUACAUGCAUGCAGCCGGGCAGAAGUAUAUUCUGAUAUUGGAUCCCGCCAUCGCCACCACCCAGAGAAUUAACGGCACAUACGAGUCCUACGACCGCGGAACCCAGUUUGACGCCUGGGUCAUGGAGGCCGGCAGCAACAAGCCGCUUGUGGGAGAGGUCUGGCCUGGAGAAACAGUGUUUCCUGACUACACCAAGGAGUCCUGUAUUAACUGGUGGGUUGAAGAAAUUGAGCGGUUCUACAAAGAGGUGAAGCACGAUGCGAUCUGGAUUGACAUGAACGAGGUGUCCAGCUUUGUGCAAGGCUCCAAGGAAGGAUGCGCUAACAACAAGCUCAACUAUCCCCCCUUCACCCCGAGGAUCCUGGACGAUCUGAUGUACAGUAAGACCUUAUGUAUGGACGCUAGGCAGGGCUGGGGGAACCACUACGAUGUGCACAGUCUGUACGGAUACUCCAUGGUCCUAGCGACAGAUGUGGCGGUGAAGAAAGUGUUUGGCGAGAACCGUUCCUUCAUCCUCACCCGCUCUUCCUUCCCCGGGGUGGGCAAGUACUCCGGCCAUUGGCUGGGAGACAAUGCUGCCAACUGGAAUGACAUCAAGUGGGCCAUCCCUGGGAUGCUGGAGUUCAGCCUCUUCGGGGUGCCUUAUAUCGGAGCCGACAUCUGCGGCUUCUUCGACGACUCGUCCGAGGAGCUCUGCAGGCGAUGGAUGCAAGUUGGCGCCUUCUACCCCUUCAGUCGCAACCACAACGCUCAAGGAUACAAACCUCAGGAUCCUGCAGCUUAUGGUGCUGACUCUCUGCUGGUGCAGACCUCCAUACACUACAUGAACAUCCGCUACACACUGCUGCCCUACCUCUACACACUCUUCUACAAGUCCCACACCAGCGGAGACACCGUGGUGCGACCCGUCAUGAACGAGUUUUUUUCAGACUCUGCUACCUGGACUGUGGAUCGUCAGUUCCUGUGGGGACCCCAUCUGCUCAUCACACCUGUGCUGGAUGCUGGUGUGGACAGAGUGAGGGCCUACAUCCCCGACGCCGUGUGGUACAACUACGAAACGGAGGAGAAGAUCUCUGAGAGGAAACAGCAUGUGGACAUGUAUCUCCCCGCCGACAAACUGGGCCUUCACAUCCGAGGAGGAGGAAUCCUGCCCACCCAGAGACCUGCAAUCACUACCACACACAGUCGCCGUGCUCCCAUGGGUCUGAUCAUUGCGCUCGAUGACAACAACCAAGCGUCAGGCGAGCUAUUCUGGGACGACGGAGAUUCUCGAGAUACGGUCUCCUCUGGAUCCUACAUCCACUAUCAGUUCUCCGUGCUUUAUAGCGUGCUGAACAUGCAGGUUCUACACAACGGCUACACUGACCCGAACAACCUGGUGUUUGAGAAUAUCACAGUGCUGGGGGUGAGCAGCCCCCCGGCCACAGUGACCAUCACUGAGGGUCAGACGGCUGUGACGGUUCCAGCCACCGGAAUGGAGUACAACUCUGUGAAGAAGGUUCUGUAUCUGCGAGGUCUGAGUCUGGAGCUGGGGAAGAGCUACACGGUGAAAUGGGACGGGGUCGUCUCUGACUUUGAGCGUGUCGACUGCUACCCUGAGGAAGGCAGCAAUGAGGAGAAAUGCACAGCAAGAGGCUGCAUCUGGCAGACCUCUAAUCUCCAGAAUGUGCCUUGGUGCUAUUUCCCAGCAGACUACGGCUACACAGCUGACACCCCAGAAAUUACCCCCAGUGGCAUUAGUUUUAAUAUCGCACGCAAUACCAAAUACCCAGUUCCCCGCUCUGCAUCCAGAACCAUCGACACACUGCGGGUGGAGAUCAACUACCUCAGCUCACACUCCCUACGCUUCAAGAUCUUUGACCCAGCCAACGAACGAUACGAGGUUCCCGUGCCCAUCUCAUUACCCCCCACUCCAGACACUGACGAGGCCAGGAGGAUGUACGAGGUUCAGGUCACUCAAAACCCGUUUGGUAUCAAGGUGAUCAGGAAGAACACAGGGACUGUUGUAUGGGACUCAUCACUUCCAGGCUUCACCUUCUCAGACAUGUUCAUUCAGAUCUCCACCCGCCUGCCGUCUCAGUACAUCUACGGCUUCGGAGAGACAGAGCACGAAAGCUUCAGACACGACCUCAACUGGCACACAUGGGGAAUGUUCAGCAAAGACCAGCCUCCUGGGUAUAAAAUGAACUGUUAUGGUGUCCAUCCAUUCUACAUGGGUCUGGAGCCAACCGCCGAUGCCCACGGAGUGCUCCUACUCAACAGCAAUGCCAUGGAUGUGACUCUGCAGCCGACCCCUGCCCUCACCUACCGCACCCUUGGUGGCAUCCUGGACUUCUACGUGGUGAUGGGACCCACUCCGGAACUGGUGGUGCAAGAGUACACUGCGAUGAUUGGCCGACCAGUUCUCCCAGCUUACUGGUCACUGGGAUUCCAGCUCUGUCGCUAUGGCUAUGCUAACGACACAGAGAUUGCAGAUCUGUACCGAGACAUGAAAGCUUACGAAAUCCCUUACGACGUGCAGUACGCAGAUAUCGACUACAUGGAGCGUCAGCUGGACUUUACUCUUGAUCUCAAAAACUUCCAAGGCCUGCCCAAACUGGUGGACGACAUGAGGGCUGAGGGCAUGCGCUUCAUCUUCAUCCUGGACCCUGCAAUCUCAGGCAACGAGACUGAAGAGUACCUUGCUUUUGAUCGUGGUCUCGAAAAAAAUGUCUUCAUCGAGUGGCCAGCUGAUCUGGGUGGUGGUAUAGUCUGGGGGAAGGUGUGGCCAGACAUUCCUAAUGUCACCGUGGAUGAAUCUCUGGACUGGGACACUCAGGUUGAGAUAUACAGAGCCUAUGCAGCAUUCCCUGAUUUCUUCAGGAACUCUACAGCCGAAUGGUGGCACACAGAAAUCGCAGACUUCUACGAAAGGUUGAAGUUUGACGGCCUUUGGAUCGACAUGAAUGAACCAGCCAGCUUCAUCCACGGAACAGUUGGAGAGAAGUGCCUGGGCCCGGACAUCUAUGACAACCCGCCAUACAUGCCACCGCUGGAGUCUAAAGAGCGAGGCCUGAACCACAAGACCCUCUGCAUGAACAGUGAACAGAUCCUGUCUGACGGAACUCCAGUCAAACACUACGACGUCCACAACCUGUACGGGUGGUCCCACACAAAGCCCACCUACGAUGCCCUGUUGAAUGUAACCGGUAAGAGAGGAAUCGUGGUGACCCGCUCUACCUACCCCACCAGCGGGCAGUGGGCUGGACACUGGCUGGGAGACAACAAUGCCAGCUGGGACCAGCUCUACAAGUCUGUCAUAGGCAUGCUGGAGUUCAGUCUGUUUGGCAUCCCUUAUACUGGAGCGGAUAUUUGUGGAUUCUUCAACGCGGCGGAAUACGAGAUGUGUCUGCGCUGGAUGCAGCUGGGAGCUUUUUACCCAUACUCCAGAAAUCACAACGGCAAGGGCAACGAUAGGCAGGACCCAGCGGCCUGGGGUCCAGCGUUCGCCAACGCGUCCAGAGACGUGCUGAAUAUCCGCUACACGCUCCUGCCCUACCUGUACACGCUGAUGUACGAGGCUCACACCGAGGGAAGCACUGUGAUCAGACCACUGCUGCAUGAGUUUGUGGAUGACAAAAAGACGUGGGAUAUCCACAGGCAGUUCCUCUGGGGUCCGGCCCUGCUCAUCUCCCCAGCACUGGAUGUGGGAGUGACUGAGGUUUCUGCUUAUCUCCCGAACACUCGCUGGUAUGAUUAUCACACGGCCAGGGCCGUGGACGUGAGAGGCCAGUUUGUUAACAUGCCGACUCCUCUGGAACACAUCAACCUGCACGUGAGGGGAGGAUACGUCCUGCCCUGGCAGAAGCCAGAGCUCAACACAAAGCUGAGCCGGACGAAUCCUAUGGGAUUGCUGGUCGCCCUUGGUGAUGAUGGAGUGGCGCAGGGAUCUCUGUUCUGGGACGAUGGCGAGAGCAUCGACACGGUUAAGAAUAGAGAGUUCCUCCUGGCCUCCUUCACUGUGUUCAAGAACACUCUGACCAGCUCUGUUCUGAACCGAGACGCAGCAGCUACUGAGCAUGCUCAGCUGGGCAAGAUCAAGGUUUGGGGUGUAGGAACUGUUCCCAUCAAUAAAGUCACCAUUAACUACAGUGGCACUACGACCGACUUGGACUUCAAUCACAAUCAGCUCACUGAGGAGCUGAUCAUUGAAGACAACAAGGGACCCUUCUAUCUGCACGAGCCCUUCGUCAUUACCUGGAGCACAGGAAUAUGAUACGACUCUUUAAAAAAUUAAACAAGCAUUUUAAGCCAGAAGCUGUAUAAUCAACAAACGAUCAAAUUUCUUUAUUGUGUGAAUUUUAUU
Molecule: messenger RNA, 5641 nt
Organism: Astyanax mexicanus (Mexican tetra)
Lineage: Eukaryota; Metazoa; Chordata; Actinopteri; Characiformes; Acestrorhamphidae
Gene: si
Product: sucrase-isomaltase (alpha-glucosidase)
Exons: 48
Coding region: 110-5551 (1813 amino acids)
Biological process (GO): carbohydrate metabolic process
Molecular function (GO): alpha-1,4-glucosidase activity; carbohydrate binding
Source: RefSeq, a predicted model, not a curated record